AUUUAUCCGUUUUUUUUUUCAAGAAGUUUGGAAGCUUUAUAGAAGAAGUAUUUUAAUGUGCUUGCGGUCGGAAUUCGCGAGAAAUUCUUGAAGACGUGUUCUGACCUGCGUGGUUCAAAAAUGCAUCGAAGGACCGACCGUAAUCGAAUUCGGGAUGAAGAAGAAAUAGUGUUUGUCCCGGAAGCCGUCGUUGGACUGGUAAUCGGUCGUAAAGGUACUCGGAUUAGUGCCCUGAAAUGCGAGACGAAUUGUCGGAUCUGUGUGGACACGGACCACCCAAAUGAAAUCGGAGAAAUACCCAUUUAUGUGCGAGGAAGUGCAGAGAAUCGAGCUAAAGCCAUUGCUGAAGUCAAGAUAAUUGCUGGGAUUUCUGAAAAAGAUCCCAGGAAGGAUAACUUGCGCGGGAAUCAACAAAUAUCCUCCCCGGAAGACGACUACGAUUCGACGAAUCCGAUGGUUGAAAAUCUGUCGCGAAAGGAAAUGAAAGUUUUGAAGAACUUUUAUGAGGAAACUGAAUCAGUCAGCGAUCAAUCACCGGAAGUGGCUCGUGACUUCCGCGCCGCCAACGGAAAUAUUCGCGUGUACGAUUCCUACGGUCAGUAUGCGGUAGCGAUACCAAAUCCCGUGGAAACGUUUGAAGAUGCCCUCGGGCCGUUUCCGGAGUUGUUGGAGAAAAUGGUGGAUGACUUUGUUAGUCCGUUGCCGAUUCAAUCUCAAAUCUUGCCGAUUUUGUUAUCCGGAAAAGACUUGCUGGUCGUCGGAAACCGCGGUAUUGGAAAGACUACUGCCGUUCUACUUUCCGUUUUGGUGCAUGUUGGCGGUCAGAAGAAGGAACAUGGAGAAAUACCUUCUCCAACCGCGGUUAUUUUCACUCCUACGCGAGAAUCGGCUUUUGAAAUAGAAUCUCAGUUGAAAACGCUUCCGUGCAAGAGAAUCAAGAGCUGUGUUGUAGACGAAGACUCGACUGCUGAUGAUCUAAAGCAUAUCCACAUCUUGAUCUCGACGCCGAACAAUAUUCGUCAGCUGAUUUUCAAGAGGCCCGGCCAGAACUUGAUAGUGUCGGACGUUUCCUAUCUCGUUUUUCAUGAAGUGGAAACGAUGCUUGAGAAGGGGUUCGAAAAGAACAUUUCGGAUACAUUUGCGAAUGUUCGAACUGAUAAACAAGUGGUUAUGACGAGUGACACAUGGCCUCAAGAUGUCGACGGAUUGGCCAGGAGUUUUUUCCAGGAGGCGUUAUUGGUUAGAGUCAGGACUGUGAAUGAAGACGUGUACUACCAGGUGCAGCACAGAUUCCAGUUUAUUCGAGCAGACCGACGUCUUCCAUUUCUGAAGAAGUUUCUUGACGACUUUGCUGAAGACGACAGGAAAAUUCUGGUUUUCUUCAAUAGUUCAACUGCGCUUGAUGCAGUUGCAUCCGCACUGAGGCGUGAUGGAAUGUCAGUGGAAACAUACCACGCAGACAUUCCGAGGAAAGAGCGUGAGAUUUCCUUGAAAGCGUUUAUGAAUGGAUACGUGCGUGUUUUGCUUGCUUGUGACCCCGCAACGAAAUUUGCUCAAAUCGAAGACAUAACCCAUGUGGUAAACUUUGAUUUCACUGAGGAAAUUGAGGACUAUGUGGAUCGUGUUGAAAGAACAGCGUUUGAUGGACGCGUCGGGUUUGCCUACUCAUUUCUGACGGAACCUGAUGUACGUCACGCUCAAGGUAUUAUCGAAUUGCUCGAAAUUGCCGGCCAAUAUGUUCCGUUGGAGCUGCAGGAAAUGGCGGAGAUUUACGCGAGAGGACAGCGAAUUGGGGGAACUAAUGAUAAUAUCCUCUUGUGCAACGCCGUUUUCCGUCAAUAUCCUUUGGAAAAUGACGGAGAUUCGUAGUUGAGCUUUUUGACAGACAGGUGAAUCGUCCGGAUUUAAUUCUGCUUUGUUUCGUUUGCGAUCUCCGCACUGAUGACAUGUUGCAUUUGACGGUUACGAGUCGUACGGUGGUGUGAUUUUUUGUAUGUCAAGAAUCAUCAUUCGGUGCCGGGAGAACGUGAUGCUAAUUUUUUUGAACGCGAUGAAUUGUUUGCUACCCGUGUUCUUUGUUUUUUCGAAUUCGUUUCGUUGUAGGUGCACGGUUUUUCGGGAUAAGCUCAUGGAGCGCCUUUACAGGCUUCGAGGUUUCAAUGCAACUGGCCUUGAACAUUUGUUUUGGGGUCAGUGUAAUAAUACUUUUAUUAUAUUCUACUUUCAGAAAUGAUUCAUUCUUCAACAAAUCAAGCUUCCAAUAUAUAGAUUAAACUUAAGAAAGUUAGCUCGUGUUAAGUUUUUAUCUCACCAACAGUUUCGCGUACCACGUGGCUGGGCCGGUCACCGCGUACCCUUGCGGUUCACAGGAUUUUUUUUCUCCUCCUUUUGAUUCUUGAAAACCAAAAUUUAGCUUGUCAAAGAUUUAAAUGUGAACUCCUGUUUCAUGACUGGAGUUGAAACUAAUUGAAAUUUGGGAUAGAGUGAAUGAAAAUUUGAGCAUUUCAGGUUAAUUAUAAAGUAAACAUGAAUUAAAUAAUGUCUUCUCAAUUUGGGUGGACAAUUUUGUUGUACUGUAGUUGGAGAUGAAGACCUUUAUUCAUGAAGCGUUCAGAACAGAUGGUAAGAGGGGCCAGUUUUGAAGUCUCAGAAGUUUCUGAUUGAAACUUCAAAAAGAAAAUGGUUGGAGAAAUGGGGGAAUAAAAGCGAGCUUCCGAGAGGUUAAUUUUUCCUCUAUUUAUGUGGAAAAUGCUUUUGUUGGGGGG
Notodromas monacha is the source of this 2765-nucleotide messenger RNA. The record is from the annotation of a GenBank genome assembly. NCBI's taxonomy places the organism in Eukaryota, Metazoa, Arthropoda, Ostracoda, Podocopida, Cyprididae.